AUGGCCAAGUACCCUUCAAAACCUCUGCUUCUGGCUCUACUUUGUGCUUUUGCAGCUGCAAGAAUCAACAGUCUUGAUCAAAAUGGUAUUUGCAAAUCACUAGAGGAGACAGAAGGCUAUACUUGCCAGGAUCAUCAAGUAACAACAGAAGAUGGUUACAUCCUCGGGUUGCAGAGGAUUCCAUCUGGAAAGUCAAAUAACAAUUCGACCGCUCAGAAGCUGCCUGUUUUAUUGCAACAUGGGCUUACGAUGGAUGGUGGAGCAUGGCUGCUCAAUCCGCCAGAUCAAGCUUUGGCAUUUAUCUUGGCUGAUAAAGGUUUUGAUGUAUGGCUUGCUAAUGCUCGUGGAACGAAGGCUAGUCGCGGACAUAAUUCACUAAGUACUUAUGAUCCAGUAAAACCUUUGCUUUUACAAAUGGCUUACUGGGAAUGGACAUGGGAUCAAUUGGCUGUUUAUGAUCUUCCGGCUUUCUUCAACUAUGUGAACAAUCAAACUGGACAGAAAGUACACUAUGUUGGCCAUUCAUUGGGAACAUUGUCAGUAUUAGCUGCCUUGUCACAACAAAAGCUGAGUAACACACUAAGAUCAGCUGCUUUGCUUAGCCCAGUUGCUUAUCUAAAUCAGAUCACCACAUUGUUGAUACAAAGUUUCGCUCGAACAUAUGCUGCUAAUGGGCUCUAUGCCACUGGUCCUAACUGCUGCCUUACUCCUACAAGCUCAAAUCUUGUGUUUCAGCAGCAUAUACUACAGCCCACUUCCACAAAAAAUAUGGUGCAUUUGUCUCAAAUGAUCAGGAGAGGAACAAUAACGAUGUUCGAUUACAUUUUCCCGGUCAUUAACCUGCAACGCUACAAUCAGCUUACUCCUCCGGUGUACAACAUGGCAAGCAUUCCGAAAGAUGUUCCUCUUUUCUUCGGCUAUGGAGGGAGAGAUGCACUUUCGGAUGUCAACGAUGUGAAGGCUUUGCUUAAUGACCUGAAAGAUCAUGACAAGGACAAACUUGUGGAACAAUACAUCGAGGAGUAUGCUCAUAUGGAUUUCAUUAUGGCUGGGAAUGCCAAUCAAAAAGUCUAUGAUCCUCUACUCACUUUCUUCGGGCAAAAUUGA
Fragaria vesca subsp. vesca is the source of this 1107-nucleotide messenger RNA. Its product is annotated as triacylglycerol lipase 2-like. Lineage: Eukaryota; Viridiplantae; Streptophyta; Magnoliopsida; Rosales; Rosaceae. Gene Ontology annotation, molecular function: hydrolase activity, acting on ester bonds. The record is from RefSeq and is a predicted model, not a curated record. Gene Ontology annotation, biological process: lipid metabolic process. The transcript has 8 exons. The coding region runs from base 1 to 1107 and encodes 368 amino acids.